Messenger RNA from Durusdinium trenchii, 1002 nucleotides. Lineage: Eukaryota; Dinophyceae; Suessiales; Symbiodiniaceae. The record is from the annotation of a GenBank genome assembly.
AUGCCGCAUGCACGGCCUUUCAACCUGAAGGACUUAAGGCAUUGCUUGCUGUUGGUCGGGUGUGCGGGAAGCGAAGUGGCCUGGAACCUGCGGGUACCUGCGAAUGAAGCCUCAGGGCCAUGGCGAGCCAUGUUCAAGGAGCGCGAUCCUAGAGUGGAGGGCUGGACUCGAGACCCGCAAGAUGAGCGAGUGGCAGCCUUGAGGGAGAAACUGCAGAGAAGCAACUGCAUGCCCAACCUGCCAGUCUUUUCGCCUUUGGACCCAGAUUACAACGUCAGUGCCGUGGCAUCUUUCUUCCACGAGCAUGGCUUUGUGGUAUUGGAAAAGGCGUUGCCGGAGCUCAUGUUGGAGAACUUGAAGAACGCCUCUGGAUACAUCAUGAGGAGGAUUUUUGAAGAAGAUCCAGAAGGAAGCUUUGGUGGUGGAGCUGGGAAGUUGCCACAUCGCUACAGCUUAGGAUCUGGUGGGGAUGUAGUGCUGGCUGGGGCGAUCGAAUACCAGUCCUUGCACCCAGACGCCAUCUGGGGCGUUCUUGAAGGGCCCGUGGCCGAGCAAGAGGUGCCACCAGCAGUCACGAUCAACUUUGUUCUGGAACCCCUGACCGCGCUGAACGGCGCCAUGCGGGUGGUUCCCGGGUCACACCGCUGGCCAGAGCGGCCACCACACCUUCUGGAGGAGCCGGACUGGAUGCAGUUCAACACACUAUGUCCACUCCCUGCAGGCGCUGCCAUCUUCCGAGACAACCGAUGCUGGCAUGGCGGGACACCCAACUUGUCGGAGAACUUCCGGGCCUUGCCGAACGUGGAGUUCUUCCCACCCAAGGCCAAUCCCUCUUUGGGCUGGUUGGAUCGCUAUACCAUGCCAUGGGACGUGUGGCAGCGGCUGUCGCCUUUGGGGCAAUAUGUCUCCAGACAUGUGGUCGCACCGCCCGACGAGGAGAUUCCUGGCCAAGACUUCUACUCCCCGGGUGCCAUCCUGAACAUCAUGCCAUUCCUCCGCUAA